This is a messenger RNA of Salpingoeca rosetta, 658 nucleotides long. RefSeq names its product 7,8-dihydro-8-oxoguanine triphosphatase. The record is from RefSeq and is a predicted model, not a curated record. Gene Ontology annotation, biological process: DNA protection. Gene Ontology annotation, molecular function: 8-oxo-7,8-dihydroguanosine triphosphate pyrophosphatase activity. The coding region runs from base 1 to 603 and encodes 200 amino acids. The transcript has 5 exons. Lineage: Eukaryota; Choanoflagellata; Craspedida; Salpingoecidae.
AUGGCGCAACAGGGAAACUUGACGCCAGCGGACGAGCUGUGGAUGAAGGACCUCACACUCGUGUUUGUGUUCAGUGGCGGGGGUGAUGGUGGUGAUGUUGGCGAUGGAGAGGGUGUGGGGUUGCCGCGAAAGCGCGUACUCCUUGGCAUGAAGAAGCGCGGCUUUGGGUCCGACCGGUUCAACGGGUUCGGCGGAAAGGUUGAACCCGGGGAGACCGUGGAGCAGGGCGCCGUCCGUGAACUCAAGGAGGAGAGCUUCUUGGAUGCGCAGGCGAUGGAGCCCCGGGGCCAGAUUUACUUUGAGUUUGAGGGCAGCCCAAAAGUGCUGCACGUGCACGUGUUUGAAGCCACCGCUUGGACUGGGGACGCCGCCGAAUCUGACGAGAUGCGUCCAGAAUGGUUUGACGUUGCUUCCAUCCCCUUCGACCGCAUGUGGGCCGACGACCGCUUCUGGUUCCCGCGCCUCUUGGCAGCGACACCGUUCACCGGGUACUUCCUGUUCCGCGGCGAGCAAACCAUUCUCACGCACGUGCUUGAGGACGGCGGCGAUGUGAGCUUUGAUCGUCUCCGCACCACCGCCCUCAAGCAACUGCAGGAGCAAUAGACAAGCAAGCAAUACAUACGUGCGUGUAUACAUGUGUGUGUGUGUGUGUGUGUGU